AUGCACUUAAAGCGACUUAAAAGAGAACUAUACAAUCCAUAUGUGAGCUUUACCUAUAAAAUUUAAUAUUUAUAGUUUUUUAAAGAGUUUUAAUAGCAGCCCUUAAGAUCUAUUCAUUGAUAUAUUUUUUAUAUCAGUUUAGAAUGUUGAGCCACAAAUUUUAUAAUGUAUGACAAGUUGAUGAAAAUGAUAUUGAAAAUUUAAUUGGAGCAAUUGCUGGGCCUACUGGAAGUCCAUAUGAAGGAGGAAUAUUUUUUGUCAAGAUAACAAUCCCAAAUAUUUUUCCACUGAAAAGUCCUAGCAUUACUUUUCUGACGAAAAUUUAUCAUAUCAACAUAUGCGAAUCUACAGGAGCUGUAUCCCCAGAUUGUGAUUUAUGAUUUCCAUUCGUGACUUUGACAGAAAUGAUGGAAAAUUUGUUGGCUUUGCUAAGAGAGCCUGAUCUUGACUGUAUUGCAAAUCAAAUUAGCUACGAUCGAUAUACAAGAAACAUAGAAAGAUACGAAGAAACAGCUAAAGAAUGGACACAGCUAUAUGCGAUUUAA
Molecule: messenger RNA, 545 nt
Organism: Blepharisma stoltei
Lineage: Eukaryota; Ciliophora; Heterotrichea; Heterotrichida; Blepharismidae
Source: the annotation of a GenBank genome assembly